Molecule: messenger RNA, 267 nt
Organism: Pelobates cultripes (western spadefoot toad)
Lineage: Eukaryota; Metazoa; Chordata; Amphibia; Anura; Pelobatidae
Source: the annotation of a GenBank genome assembly
AUGCCUACCGGCCUUCCCAAGUUCCACACUCACUCUGAUAUCCAUCUGUUUGAACUCAUCUUACCCUCUCCGCAAACACGACAAGCCGAAAUUUGUACUCAAAACCAGGGAACCGGGAGUGGUAGACGGCAGUCACUCAUGCUUAAACCUCCCGGUGACCCCGAAAGGGUACCCAAGUCGUCGGACGGAUUGGUAACUACCCUCAUGAUCAUCUAUGGGUACCAGGGACUUAACCCAGCAUACCGGCUCCGGGUUCGCAAAUCCUGA